GUUUGUUCGUUCCUCCCUUCUUCAGCUUCUUUGAUUUAUACCUGUACAGCAGUGCUGUCGUUCCUUCGGUGCGUUUUGAAUCAAAUUCCUUUCGUUCACAAGAGCAGUCACUCCUUUGCUGCUCCAUUCCUUCUUUAAGCCGCGUCUUGUUCCAUUCGCUUGAAUUGUUAUACUAAACCAACCAUCUGGACACUUUCGAGAGGUCCUCAACUCCUUCACCUUUGCUCGGCAUUAUCCUCUACGCUCUACACUAUCGGCAAGACGUUUACUUAGAAUCAGCUGGUCUCAUUCCCGUUACUCAAAUAUUCCAUAACCGAAACUCAAAAAAGAAAUAUGCAACUUGCGAACACUCUUCUGGUUGCCUGCGUGGCCUUCUCACCAUUUGCUACCGCGGCGGUGCAGGCUAUACCCAAUACUGCUGCUGUCACAACCUCGAGCGCUGCCAAUCUCGAAGUCUUCUCCUCCACCACGCCAACCCUGGCUCCCACGUCGGCUACUUCGUCCCCGCUCAUUCCGAGCAGCAGCAGCGCCGACGUGGCUGCCAUCACCAGCUCGGAAAUUCACUUAUCAAGUUCGUCGAAUCUUCCCACCCACACGCCAUCUUUCAGUCGACACAUCUCCAGCUCCGCUAUCGCCAGCUCCUUGCGGGCUAGUUCUUCUGGAGCUGCCAGCUCUUCCUUUUCCAGGUCCUACAUUACCAAGGCCACAGCUCUUCCCACCACAGGCACCUCUACCAAUAAGGAAUCCGAGUCUCGGUCCUCUACCUCUGCCGAUGCCGCUGAAGCGACCGAGACCAGUGCUGCGGUUCCAGCCUUCAAGCUUCCAGGUGGUUUUGCUGUUGGUAUCUUCGCUGCCGUUGGUCUUGCCAUGCUGUGAAACCCUUGGGCCUACAGCCUUUUCUAGGGAUAUCACAUUCGGUUUACUGUGCCUGUCUAAAGUGAUUUGAGUGCAUACUAGACCCCUCUAGUUUUGCGUGCGGCGUAUUGGCUAUCAAGGCGAGAGCGUAGGGCUGUGUGGCCGUUCCGUCUAUUAGUGGGCCUCUCACUGCACUGUGACAGAGCUCGGAAGAUUGGAUGAGAAGGAACAAGCGAUCGGAUAUUUGUAGAAUUAAGUUGGAACCCAGCAUUAGGAUCACGUUUGCUAAACUAUGGCCAAGCGGAAACUUACCUUCGAUGGAGUUAUGCCUAGCUUCUGAACCCUGCCUUGCGAUUCCAUUGAUAGAGUCAGAAUCUCACCAAGUAGGUAAUCAGGACGGGAAAGAGGCAGUUUUAUAUUGACAUUCCGUACAUGAUACAAGCUAUGGU
Molecule: messenger RNA, 1304 nt
Organism: Aspergillus homomorphus CBS 101889
Lineage: Eukaryota; Fungi; Ascomycota; Eurotiomycetes; Eurotiales; Aspergillaceae
Product: putative extracellular serine-rich protein
Exons: 1
Coding region: 334-876 (180 amino acids)
Source: RefSeq, a predicted model, not a curated record